Ochlerotatus camptorhynchus is the source of this 870-nucleotide messenger RNA. RefSeq names its product NUBP iron-sulfur cluster assembly factor 2 (gene Nubp2). Gene Ontology annotation, molecular function: 4 iron, 4 sulfur cluster binding; ATP-dependent FeS chaperone activity; ATP binding. The record is from RefSeq and is a predicted model, not a curated record. Gene Ontology annotation, biological process: iron-sulfur cluster assembly. The coding region runs from base 63 to 842 and encodes 259 amino acids. The transcript is spliced from 2 exons. NCBI's taxonomy places the organism in Eukaryota, Metazoa, Arthropoda, Insecta, Diptera, Culicidae. Gene Ontology annotation, cellular component: cytosol.
CCAUUCGUGCCACUCGCUUAUCAAUUUUAUCACCAAACUGACCCAUUCCAAACGAUUUCAAAAUGCUGGACAAAGUGAAACACAUAAUCCUGGUGCUUUCCGGCAAGGGUGGCGUCGGAAAAUCCACCAUCAGCACGCAACUGGCACUGACUCUGUCGGAAUCGAAUUUUAAGGUUGGACUGCUGGACAUCGACCUAUGCGGUCCGAGUGUUCCAUAUUUGCUCGGUCUGGAAGAGCAUGACGUACAUCAGUGCGACGAAGGAUGGGUUCCGGUGUACACGAACGCAGAAAAGAACCUAGCGGUCAUGUCCAUCGGAUUCCUGUUAAAGAACCGAACCGAUGCCGUCAUCUGGCGUGGUCCAAAGAAGACGGCGAUGAUAAAGCAGUUCCUGGAGGACGUUGCUUGGGAUGAGCUGGACUAUUUGAUUAUCGACACCCCACCGGGGACGUCGGAUGAACACAUUACCGUGAUGGAAUGCCUGAAAGCGGUCGACGCUGACGGAGCAAUCAUUGUGACGACACCGCAGGAGAUGGCUCUGGAAGACGUACGAAAGGAGGUAACGUUUUGCAAGAAGACGGGGAUUAAGAUUAUCGGAAUUGUGGAGAACAUGAGCGGGUUUGUAUGUCCUAAUUGUUCGGAAUGUACGAACAUUUUUUCCUCGGGAGGAGGAGUGGCUUUGGCGGAAUUGGCCAAAGUGCCCCACUUAGGAACGCUUCCGAUUGAUCCUCGGGUGGGAGCACUGGCCGGUUCGGGAAAGGCAUGCGUCAAGGAACUACCCGACUGUACAACGUCGAAGGUUUUGCAGAGCAUUGUUGAAAGUAUCAGCGCGGAGAAAUCGUAGUAAUAAAAGGUAAGAAUCGAUUUGUUAU